AUGUUCGGAUACCAACCUGAACCAGAAGAACUUCCAAUGAGGUUGCAAGAACUUCAAGAUGCUAUAAACAAACUUCCAUUGAGACAUCCAAUUGACGUCAAAUUGUAUUGGAGAGCAUCUGAGUUAGGUCAGAAGGUUUUAUAUGAAACAGGUUGCUUCGACGAUGUUUAUGAGAUAACAGGAGAAGUUUCUCAGAAGAUAAGAGACUCACUUGAAUUUCCACAAACUGGACCAAUUGGUUGCGACAAGUUCGACUCAGAUGAAAAGAUAUACUAUGUCGACCUUAACGCUGCAUACAUGAGGUUUGUCCAAUAUAUUCCGACUGGAAUUCCAAACGAAGAUGGUGAGUUCCCGGGAAGGAACUAUACAGUUGGAAAAGUCAUACAACAACUGUAUGAUAUUAGGAAAGCUUCAAACCCCAAACUUGCAAUGACACUCAAAUUGCUUAUGAAUUCGACAUGGGGAUAUUCCAUUAAGAAACCUCAAGAGAUGAAGA
Messenger RNA from Trichomonas vaginalis G3, 496 nucleotides. RefSeq names its product DNA/RNA polymerases family. The record is from RefSeq and is a predicted model, not a curated record. The annotation marks the transcript as partial. The transcript has a single exon. NCBI's taxonomy places the organism in Eukaryota, Parabasalia, Trichomonadida, Trichomonadidae.